GUCGUGCGAGUCAUCUUCAACCAUGUAACAGCCAGAUAACUGUCAAAGAAACAUUCACAGAAACACCUGAGCUCUCUCACAGCCUCAGAAGCUUCCAAGCAUCAGGAUGUAAUGUGGACAGGAUUGGUCAACAAGUUUUCGCUCGCACACCUGACGAUCACAAAUCUGCACCAUCAGUUGAGGACAUGCGGUUCCUCCAAAUAAUGGACUCUGAGUUCUACCAGGACAGUGACAACAGCUGGGUUGGUCCACUGCCCUUUCGGUCGCCACGACAACGUCUACCCAACAACAGACAGCUGGCUUACGAUCGUCUCAUGUCACUCAGGCGCUCUCUAGGAAAGCGGCCUGAAAUGAAAGCACAUUUUCUGGAGUUCAUGGAGAACAUGCUUGCUAGAGGUCAUGCAGAGGUCGCACCAUCUCUAGCCCACAAUCAGGAAUGCUGGUACUUACCUUUGUUCGGGGUUUACCAUCCCAAGAAACCCACAAAGAUUAGAGUCGUGUUUGACUCAAGCGCCCCCUAUGAAGGGGUCUCUCUCAACGACGUGCUACUCACAGGCCCUGACCUUAACAACAGUCUCGUCGGAGUGCUCAUGAGGUUCAGAAAAGAACAAGUAGCCGUAACCGCUGACAUUGAACACAUGUUUCACUGUUUAGUUGUUAAAGAGAGCCACAGAAACUUUCUCCGCUUUUUGUGGUACAAAGAUAACGACAUGUCCUGCGAAAUAAUUGAGUACCGCAUGCGUGUGCACAUCUUCGGGAACAGUCCCUCCCCCUCU
Molecule: messenger RNA, 776 nt
Organism: Austrofundulus limnaeus
Lineage: Eukaryota; Metazoa; Chordata; Actinopteri; Cyprinodontiformes; Rivulidae
Source: RefSeq, a predicted model, not a curated record